This is a messenger RNA of Rotaria sp. Silwood2, 1233 nucleotides long. The record is from the annotation of a GenBank genome assembly. Lineage: Eukaryota; Metazoa; Rotifera; Eurotatoria; Philodinida; Philodinidae.
AUGACUCAUAGCAUAGAUCAGAUGCAAAUUGCACAAGUGAGUUAUGACCCAUGUUCAAACUCGAGACCAAUUUACGCAAGACAACAUUCAUCGAAGCGACACAUCUCUGAUAAUGAUAACCAGAAUAAUAUCAGCGACAAUUCAUGUAAACGUGGACGUAACAGUCAUGACGAUUCCAUAACAUGUCCUAUUGCAAAGUUUGGUUGUCUUAGAGAAAUACCUUCUCAUGACUUACAAGAACAUUAUUCAAGCAAAAUUCAUCAAGAAUGUCUUUUAAAAGCCGUUGAAUCAUACGUACAACAAUUAUAUAGUGAACCUAAAACUAGUCUUACUUUAUCAAAUAAUGAAGAAAAUUAUUCUGACAUAAUGGAUUCUGUAGAUAUGCUUGCUGAAGGACUCUCAUCAUUAAACGAUGAUAAUGUUCGAAUUAAUUAUAAUGUUAUGCAACUUCAUAAUAAUACAUUAGAACAACAAAAUCAAAUAGAACAAUUAAAAAAUUCCGUUGCAGAAACUUCUCAAUUUAUGCAUGCUACCCAAAUGAAUACAAAUAUUUUACAAACUGAAAUUGAAAGUCUAAGACAAAUGGUGAUGGAUUUAACAAGUCAAUCAUCACAUGAUGGUACAUUUAUUUGGAAAAUUACAGAUAUUGCGAAAAAGAUCAAUGAUUCUAUCUCGGAACGACAAACAAGUGUUUAUUCUCCACCAUUUUAUUCAUCACCAACUGGUUAUAAAAUGUGUAUGAGAUUGUACUUUAAUGGUGAUGGUCAAGCACGACGAACACAUCUUUCACUUUUUUUCGUACUUAUGAGAGGAGAUUAUGAUGCUGUAUUAGCAUGGCCAUUCUCUUAUAAAAUUACAUUCUGUCUAUAUGAUCAAACAAAUAAUCAAAAACAUAUUAUUGAUUCAUUUCGACCUGAUAUUAAAUCAAAUAGUUUUCAACGACCAAAAUCAAAUAUGAAUAUUGCAUCCGGUCUACCUAAGUUUGUUCCUUUAGCUGCUAUUCAACAGGAAAAUAAUCCAUAUGUACGCGACGAUUGUAUGUUCAUCCGAUGUAUUGUUGAUUUCGUAUCAACACCAAAAGAAAUGAUACCUUAUAUAUGUAGUCUCAAUAUGGGCUUGCCAAAAACAGUUCAACAAACAAUGAUUCGGACUGAAAUUGAACGACGCAAUUUAGUAACAUCAACAUUAUCAAAUUCAGAGAAUGAUUCUAUGAAAAAAGAUAGUUUACACUAA